AUGGACGAUAUUUACAAUGAUAUCGGAAACUUCGAGAAGAAGCUUAAGUAUGCUGGUCCGAUGGGAGCCCACGAGGAAAGUAGCUCCGAGGAUGAAGCACCAAUGGAUGAUAGAGCAAGACUUGAGGAUAAAAAUAGAGUCCUCCUAGAAAAACUUUACAAAAGUCAGAACCAAGUCAAGGAAUACAAAUCCAUAAUUGAUACAAUCCAGAGUAGUGAUGGGAAGACUGUUGAUUUCAAAGACAAGAAAAUUCUUGAACUAGCUAGAAAGAACAGAGAUCUACAAGUAAGAAUUGAGUCAUUGAAGAACAAAGCAGCUAGGGCCAUGGAAGAAGUAAUCCGUCUUAAGCAAGGUGAUGAAAUGCCUCCUUCUGAAGAGACAAAGACAAUGAACAGGACUAAUAUCUCUACACUCUCUGAACCUCCUGCGGAAGGGUCGGAUGAGAACUAUAAAAAGAAGUUCAAAAAGCAAGAGGAAAGAAUUGUUAAGCUCAGAAAUGAUGUUCAAAAGUACAAAACUGACUUUGAAAAAGCCCUUAAAAUCAUUGAAAGAGAGGUAGGCGAGGGAAAGAGCAUUGACGAGAUCCUCAAAGAAGACUCCAAUUGGAAGGGAAGGGCUCAAAAGAUUGAAAUGUACAAAGCCAAGAUCAAGAAACUUAAACUUGACUAUGGAGAUAGCGUUUCCACAACAACCUUCACCAGUGAAUUUCAGGCUCCAAAGUCACAUGCUACCAAGAACUUAGAAACUAUUGGAAUGAACAGAGCUAGAGAAUUAGACAAGCUUAAGGAAGAAAUCGUUGUUGUCACAGACCAACAUGAGUCCCUCCAGCAGAAAUACAAAGGAGCAUGCGCCCGUAAGAAAGCAGUUGAGAAUGAAAUGAAAGAGCUCAAAAACCUCAUGGCUGAAAAGGUCAAGAUCCUCAUUGACAAAACUGAGAAUGAUGACAAACUCAUUAAAGCCUUAAGGAAUGAGAAUGCCAGGCUCCAAUCUAAGAAAGGAGGCAAAGCUGUGGCAUCUACAUCAUCUAGUGACGAAGCUUAUGAAGUAAUUUAUCAGCUCAAGCAAGAAAAUUCUCAGGUAAAGAAUGAACUCUCUGUCGCAAAAGCAGAUCUUCAAAAUAAAGAAGAAAGAGUAAAAGAACUUACAAUGAACUGUAUCGGAGCUCCAGAUGAAAUCCUUGAAGAAAAGGAGAAUAUGAUCAUGGAUCUAGAAGAAAAAGUAGAAAUGUUAGAAAGAGAGAACUUUGUGCUUAAAAAUGAAAAGCCAGAUCACACCAGAAGAGCUCCUCAGACUGAGAACGAUAAAAUAAUCACAGACCUUUCACAGCAGAAUGCAAGAUUACGUCUAAAGAUAUCUGAGCUAAAUGAAAAAAUAGAAGAACUAAGAGGGAAUGCAGGUUAA
Moneuplotes crassus is the source of this 1401-nucleotide messenger RNA. Lineage: Eukaryota; Ciliophora; Spirotrichea; Euplotida; Euplotidae. The record is from the annotation of a GenBank genome assembly.